UGUACUUUGCGGCCAAUGGAUUUUCGUUUUGAAAUGAGAAAACCAAAAUCGGGAAACGAGCUGUUUCCCGAUUACCAUAUAGAGAUAGGAAAACAAAAAUCCGAAAAUGACCCAUUUUCCGAAUUUUGUUUUGAUAAUAGAAAACGGAAAACGGUAAAACGACCAGUUAUCUGAUUUUCUUUGAUGUGCUUAAACAUGGACAUCGGGAAUUAAAAUACUGCGUGGAAAUCUUCUUUCUCAAUUUUGCGAAUAUUUUUGUGUUGUGACCCGGAAGCUAUCAGUAGUUGGCGCGCGGUGUAUUUAAUUUGGAGCCAAGCUAUCAGUAGUUGGCGGUGUAUUUAAUUUGGAGCCAGACAUCCUUGAGACGCACCUCAAAAUGGCAUUGCACGAAUAUGCAGGUUUUAUUUCAGAACACCGAAAUAAUGGAAUGUCCUGUGGGGAUAUCGCCACUGCGUUAUGCACCCAGUUUGGAACUACACGGGGGUUUUCCGAGAGGAAUGUGCGGAGGUGGUGUGCUGAGCAGGGGCUUGUCAGGGACUUCUGCCCUGAUAGUCAACUUGAAGUUGAAGUCGCUGAAGGUAUUCUCGAGACUGGAUCGUCUUUUGGUCGAAAAAUGAUGACUGGAUAUCUAUCCGCAAAAGGGGUUAAAGCUUCUGAAGGCAGAGUGGGCAAUGUGUUGAGAAGUAUUCAUCAACCCUACCACAUUGCAAGACAGCAGGGUGCCCGGAAUCUGAACCCCAUACCCUACAAUGCAGAAUACAUGGGUCACAAGCUGCAUGUAGAUCAGAAUGAGAAGCUUGUUAUGUUUGGAGUGACUCAUGUUAUGGCUAUCGAUGGUUUCAGCAAGAAGGUGGUCGGUCACUCCACCAUGCCAAUAAAGAACAACAUCGUGAUUUAUGAGGAAGUGUACCGGCCUGCUGUUCUUUCCUAUGGAAUAUGGGACCAGGUCAGAGUUGACUGUGGGAAAGAAUUCUAUCUGGCUUUAUUCAUCCAGGAAAAACUGGCAGAACAUCGACACAAUACUCAAAGGCAGCCCUACCUUCAGACACCUUCUACAAGGAACCAUGUGAUAGAGAGAAUGUGGUCGGAGGUGAAUGCUCGAGUCAACUACCCUUUGAAGACAGCUCUGGUACAGCUGGUGGACCAGGAGGAACUGGACAUGGAGGACAACACAUCCAGGUAUUGUGUGUCAAACCUGACAUGCCAGCUGGCUAGGAUUGGCAUCACAAAUGUCGUACAGGCAUGGAAUGCACACAGGAUCCCAGGUAUGAUUAAUUUCAUUUUACUGGCGGUAUUACAGGCAUAACUUGCUAAUAAAGCAGUGUAAAUUAAUUUUGAUGUUCUAUUGUAGAGUUCAAUCUGAAAUGGAUUCACAAAUGUGUAGCUCAAAUUGCAACACUGCAAAUCCAGUACUUUCUGUAGAGGGGCAGAUUCAAUUAGUAAAACAUGUUAUUAGUUAGAAUCAAGUUUUUUGGACGUUGACCAUGUUCUUGCUUUUUUAGAUGACUUCUACAGGUUUGGAGUUGAAUGUAAAUGAAUACAUGCUCAAAGCACAGACAUUCAUCUUUAAUUUGAGGGCAUUUACAUUGGGUGAAUUUUGUAGG
Gadus chalcogrammus (walleye pollock) is the source of this 1604-nucleotide messenger RNA. RefSeq lists its product as uncharacterized. The transcript has 5 exons. Lineage: Eukaryota; Metazoa; Chordata; Actinopteri; Gadiformes; Gadidae. The record is from RefSeq and is a predicted model, not a curated record. The coding region runs from base 377 to 1306 and encodes 309 amino acids.